CCGCACGCUAGUGGCGCUGUACCUGCUCCAUAUCUCCCCAUAUCUCCCCAUAUCUCGCUACUAGGUGCACCGCACGCUAGUGGCGCUGUACCUGCUCCAUAUCUCCCCAUAUCUCCCCAUAUCUCGCUACUAGGUGCACCGCACGCUAGUGGCGCUGUACCUGCUCCAUAUCUCCCCAUAUCUCCCCAUAUCUCGCCACUAGGUGCACCGCACGCUAGUGGCGCUGUACCUGCUCCAUAUCUCCCCAUAUCUCCCCAUAUCUCGCUACUAGGUGCACCGCACGCUCGUGGCGCUGUACCUGCUCCAUAUCUCCCCAUAUCUCCCCAUAUCUCGCUACUAGGUGCACCGCACGCUCGUGGCGCUGUACCUGCUCCAUAUCUCCCCAUAUCUCCCCAUAUCUCGCUACUAGGUGCACCGCACGCUAGUGGCGCUGUACCUGCUCCAUAUCUCCCCAUAUCUCCCCAUAUCUCCCCAUAUCUCCCCAUAUCUCGCUACUAG
Emiliania huxleyi CCMP1516 is the source of this 498-nucleotide messenger RNA. RefSeq lists its product as hypothetical. NCBI's taxonomy places the organism in Eukaryota, Haptophyta, Isochrysidales, Noelaerhabdaceae. The transcript has a single exon. The annotation marks the transcript as partial. The record is from RefSeq and is a predicted model, not a curated record.